AAAAAAAAAAAAACAUAUCUUUCGUCGAUAUUUUUAAUUUAAUUUAACUUGUUCAUAAAGCCAAGUAGAAACCACAUUAUAAAUUCAUCUUUCUCACUCACUCUUCAACACACUUCAACAAACACUCGCUUUUUUUUUUUGAUAAUCAACAAACACUCGCUUUGAUUUUCAGAAAGAAAAGAGAGAAAAAAACCAUGGGUCAAGGAACACCAGGCGGUUUGAACCGGCAACCGGGCGAUCGGAAACCAGACGGAAGCGACAAAAAAGACAAGAAGUUCGAACCAGCCGCACCACCAGCACGCGUAGGUCGUAAACAGCGAAAACAAAAAGGUUCAGAGGCGGCGUCCCGGUUACCGACGGUAACUCCGUUAUCGAAGUGUAAACUGAGGCUAUUGAAACUUGAACGAAUCAAAGAUUAUUUGUUGAUGGAAGAAGAGUUUGUAGCGAAUCAGGAACGGCUUAAACCUCAGGAAGAGAAAGCUGAAGAGGAUAGAUCUAAGGUUGAUGAUCUUAGAGGUUCUCCUAUGAGUGUUGGAAAUCUUGAAGAGAUGAUUGAUGAGAAUCAUGCUAUUGUUUCGAGUUCUGUUGGUCCUGAAUAUUAUGUUGGGAUUUCUUCUUUUGUUGAUAAGGAUCAGUUGGAACCUGGAUGCGCUAUUUUGAUGCAUAAUAAGGUUCUUUCUGUUGUUGGGCUUCUUCAAGAUGAUGUUGAUCCAAUGGUCUCUGUCAUGAAGGUCGAGAAGGCUCCUUUAGAAUCAUAUGCUGACAUUGGUGGUUUAGAUGCCCAAAUACAGGAAAUCAAAGAAGCAGUCGAGCUUCCCUUGACACAUCCUGAACUGUACGAAGAUAUUGGUAUCAAGCCUCCAAAGGGAGUCAUUUUAUAUGGAGAACCUGGAACCGGGAAGACAUUGCUUGCAAAGGCCGUGGCCAACUCAACAUCAGCAACAUUCUUACGUGUUGUCGGUAGUGAAUUGAUACAAAAAUACUUGGGAGAUGGUCCAAAACUUGUGAGAGAACUUUUCCGAGUUGCCGAUGAUCUUUCUCCUUCUAUUGUCUUCAUUGAUGAAAUUGAUGCUGUUGGAACAAAAAGGUAUGAUGCUCACUCAGGUGGAGAGCGUGAAAUUCAAAGGACAAUGUUGGAGUUGCUAAACCAGUUAGAUGGUUUUGAUUCUAGAGGAGAUGUAAAAGUUAUUCUCGCAACCAACAAAAUUGAAAGCCUCGAUCCAGCUUUGCUGCGACCUGGUCGAAUAGACAGGAAGAUUGAAUUUCCUCUCCCUGAUAUCAAAACAAGGAGACGUAUUUUCCAGAUACACACAUCAAGGAUGACAUUAGCUGAUGAUGUCAAUUUAGAAGAAUUUGUUAUGACUAAGGAUGAGUUCUCUGGAGCUGAUAUAAAAGCAAUAUGUACCGAAGCUGGCUUACUUGCUUUACGAGAACGCCGAAUGAAGGUGACACAUCCUGACUUUAAGAAAGCAAAAGAUAAAGUUAUGUUUAAGAAGAAAGAAGGGGUGCCAGAAGGAUUGUAUAUGUGAAAUAUUGUCCCAUUUACCCUUGCCCCCUUUAUUUUGUCAUGGUCUUUUUCUUGUCUUCAUAGAUGUACUCUUCAGCAUUGUGAAUUAUGGUCUGUUAUAGACCUGAAUUAUAGUUUACUUUGAUUCAUAAAAGAAAAAAAGGAAUAUUUCCACAA
This is a messenger RNA of Trifolium pratense (red clover), 1684 nucleotides long. RefSeq names its product 26S proteasome regulatory subunit 4 homolog A-like. The coding region runs from base 195 to 1529 and encodes 444 amino acids. The transcript has 6 exons. NCBI's taxonomy places the organism in Eukaryota, Viridiplantae, Streptophyta, Magnoliopsida, Fabales, Fabaceae. The record is from RefSeq and is a predicted model, not a curated record. Gene Ontology annotation, cellular component: proteasome regulatory particle, base subcomplex. Gene Ontology annotation, biological process: proteasome-mediated ubiquitin-dependent protein catabolic process. Gene Ontology annotation, molecular function: ATP binding; ATP hydrolysis activity; proteasome-activating activity.